This is a messenger RNA of Adineta ricciae, 2220 nucleotides long. The record is from the annotation of a GenBank genome assembly. Lineage: Eukaryota; Metazoa; Rotifera; Eurotatoria; Adinetida; Adinetidae.
AUGCAGAAGCGAACAACACGUAAUAGACAGACUAAAAAGCUUGAUCAAUUUGCUCGUUUCAUGAAUACAGACAAUCUUGGCGUUAGUGGACCAGGUGUUGCUGGUUUCAGUGACCCAUAUAGUCAUCACCAUCGUCAUCUAACUCAACAUCCUCAACUUCUUCCAUCGCACCAUCCACAGCAUCCUUCUCCAAUGUAUUGCUCGCCGUCCAAUCCAUAUGCGGAAUUUUUUCCACCAUUUCCAACUGAAUUUGUUGCAUCUCAUGAGACGGCUACUAAUGCAACUGUACCACCUGAUUAUCUUACCUUACAAAACUCACUCGACUACGUUGUGUCACAUCAUCAUCAUCAACAACAACAACAACAGCAGCAGCAGCAGCAACAUCAACAGCAGCAAAUGUCCCAUCAUCAUCAUCACCAACAUCAUCAAAUGGCUGGCUCAUCAAAUCGAGAACGUACUCCUUCAUCUGUAGGUACUGGUAUAAAUGGCUCUGAUUCUUCCCCAUCGCAUUCAUUUGGUACGAGCAGUGGCUAUUCAUCGUCAGUCGAUUAUUACAAUACACCGGUUUUAGCAUCUAAAGCGAGUGUUUCCAACUGCAAUACGCCGAACACGAAUUCAAAUACGAACAAUAAUAACACAACAGGGACGACAUCUAACAAUAAUCAUAGUCCAUACGAUGGCACUUCAACUGCGAGUACAUCAUCACCUCCUCAUACAACAGGCUAUUCAACAACAGCAAUCAAACAGGAAACCAUGAUGCCACCAGGAUUUCCGAUUGAUCCACAUAAUUCUUAUAGUGGAAAUGUCAAUGGAACAACAUCGUCAACAAGUGGUGUGAUAAGUGGUAAUGCAAAUAAUAAUAAUUUUGGUCUUGGUAUCGAUGAAUAUGGUUCUUCAUUGUAUCAUCCAUCGGCAACAAGCACCUACCCAUCGUAUUCUCCCACAGGUCUUCUACAAACAUCUUAUCCUGUUGGACCAUAUAGUGUUUCUCAUCCAGAUCAUAUGCGAUUGUAUAGUUCACAUUUUAAACACGAUUUUGGAAUUGAUAUGCAUUUUAAAUUAGUUGGAAAUCAAAGAGCUUCGCCAAAUGCAGAUGUAUCGCCUUCGCAGUUGUGUGCUGUUUGUCAAGACACAGCUCAAUGUCAACAUUACGGUGUUCGAACGUGCGAAGGAUGCAAAGGUUUCUUCAAACGAACAGUACAGAAGAACGCAAAGUAUGUCUGUUUGGCAGAUAAAAACUGUCCAGUUGAUAAACGUCGACGAAAUCGUUGUCAAUACUGCCGAUUUCAAACAUGUCUUGCUGUUGGCAUGGAUAAAGAAGUUGUUCGAACGGAUGCACUGAAGGGACGUCGUGGUCGUUUACCAUCUAAACCCAAAAGCCCAAGUUCACGGCAGCCAAAUAGUUUUCAGACUCAAUUCUGUCGUUUCUACAAUGAUUCCAUACCUAAUCCAGCCAAUCUUGACUUCAGCAAAUUGAACUAUCGAACAGUAACGACUAAAGAAAACUUAUGCGAAGAAAAAUCACUUGUCUACGAUGCUAUUACACGUUCAUGCGAUAUUAUCAAACAAUGGGUGGAUAAAUUUUGUUUAUUCUAUUCAAUUCAAAACAAUGAACGUGAUCGAUUAUUUUCAAAUUGUUUAUUAGAACAAAUUGUAUUUCGAACAGCGACACGACUUGAUGGUGAUCGUGUUGUCCUAUGUUCAGGUAUUGUUGUACAUAAAGUACAAAUGAAUUAUUUAUUAGGUGACGUCGCACAAAGUAUCUAUAAUUAUGGAUCGACAUUAAAAAUGUUUAAAAUUGAUUCGAUUAUUGCCGCAACAUUAGCAUCGAUUUUAUUACUUGAUCCGACAAAUCCUGGUAAGAAUUUAAAACAUGAGAAGAACGAGAUCGACAUUGAGGGUUUAGAUUACGUUUAUCAUCAAACACCAUUUUCAUCGACGAUCAGUGAACUUUAUCAGAAAAUGAAUGAUUCAUUAAAAGAUUAUUUGAAACAACAACAUGAAGAUAGUUCAGUCUACUUACAGCUGUUGGAAAGACUUAAUGACGCACGACAUAUCGCAUUAGAUCUACGAAAACGUCUGCUACUUCAUCGACAUACAAUUGGACUCACAAAUUCAAUGAAUACAUUACUCGACUUAAUAUUGGAAUAUAAACCAUUGUCUACCGAUUUGCAUUCAACAGAAGAUACAUCAGCAUUACCAUUCGGUCAAUAUGAUUGA